UUCCCACAAGCAAAAAAGUACCACAACCUCAGUUGGAUUUCGAGUUCUUUCAGCUCCGUUCGUGUCGUUUUGCAUCAAUCUAAAAGCUCUCCAAAUAUGUCUGUUCUGCGUGCCCUGCUGCUGCUGGCACUGAGCGCCACCAUGGCCCUGGCCCAGCGUCGUCUGGCUCUGCCGGAUCCCAGGAGCUGUGCGAACCGAGUGCGUCAUGCCAGCUACCGGGAUGCCCGGGGUGUCUCCCACUCGUACUUCUUCAGCUGGGAGCAUGCUCCCACCCGGAGUCUGGAGGUGGACUGGUUGGAUGCUAGGAAUAUCUGCCGCAGGCAUUGCAUGGACGCCGUCUCCCUGGAGACCCCGCAGGAGAAUGACUUUGUGAAGCAGCGGAUUGCCCGGGGCAAUGUGCGUUAUAUCUGGACCUCUGGCAGGAAGUGCAACUUUGCUGGUUGCGACAGGCCCGAUCUGCAGCCACCCAAUGAGAACGGUUGGUUCUGGUCGGGAUCGGGGGCCAAGAUUGGACCCACCUCGCAGAGGAACACCGGUGACUGGUCGUCCACGGGUGGUUACCAACAACCGCAGCCGGAUAAUAGGGAGGCUGCCCAGGGCAAUGAUGAGAGCUGCCUGUCCAUUCUGAACAACUUCUACAACGAUGGCAUCAAGUGGCACGAUGUGGCCUGCCAUCACAUCAAGCCCUUCGUGUGCGAGGAUUCCGAUGAGCUGCUGAACUUCGUCCGCUCCCGGAACCCCAAUGUCCGCUUGUAAUUCUUAAACUAGAGCCUAAGCCCUAUGGAGAUGAUAAAAUUUACAUAUUUAUGUAGCCUUAAAAAAGGGAACAUUAAUUGGUUGAUGAUUGAUUGAUUGAUUUAACGAUUGAUUCAGUGACUGUUCAAUCCAACAUUGAUGGCUUCCAAAGCGCCUAACAUUCGUUUGUUCGGUUUAGUUCUAAAAAUCCAAAAUUUGAAUAACAUUUCUGUGUCGAUCCGCGCAUGAUAAACAAAAUUG
Molecule: messenger RNA, 996 nt
Organism: Drosophila serrata
Lineage: Eukaryota; Metazoa; Arthropoda; Insecta; Diptera; Drosophilidae
Source: RefSeq, a predicted model, not a curated record